AUGGGUAAUUCAAGGGAAAAAUUAACACUGAAUAAGCCAAAUUUUUAUGAAUCAUUAUCAGGAGAUUUUGUUUGGGCUUGUUUGAAAAAAAACGCAUCAUUUUUAGUGAAACAGAGAGUCGGAAAAUCAGUAGUUUUUUCAAAAGAAAGGCUUAAUCCUGCUAAUAGACAUACGUAUUCUUAUUGUGGUCUUUUAAAUGAUAAGGGAUUAGGACUUGAAUCAGGAAAAAACAAUAAGGGAUUAGUUGUGUUAAUGAAGAAUUGUCCUUUAGAGAGUAGAAAUAAGCCCUCUUCUAUGGUUCAAAAAGUAUAUUAUGCACCAAAAUCUUAUUGUUAUACGAUUCAACGUAUUGAACGCUUGAUCACUAAAAAACAGUAUCCUUUAAAACUUAAACGUGCCGCUAUUUCUCGUGCACGUCUACUUUUAUCUUCUCAAACACCUAAAAAACCUUUACCUGAAAGAAAAUCUCGGAAAAAAGUUUAAAAUUUAGAAAACAUUUAAAUAUAUAGAAGAAUCUUCUGUUUUGUUUCAUGUUUUUAUAUUAAUUAUUUUCUUAUAAUUUUAAAUUAGAUUUUUUAUAUUUAACU
This is a messenger RNA of Pneumocystis murina B123, 587 nucleotides long. RefSeq lists its product as hypothetical. Gene Ontology annotation, molecular function: structural constituent of ribosome. NCBI's taxonomy places the organism in Eukaryota, Fungi, Ascomycota, Pneumocystomycetes, Pneumocystales, Pneumocystaceae. Gene Ontology annotation, cellular component: cytosolic large ribosomal subunit; ribosome. The record is from RefSeq and is a predicted model, not a curated record. The transcript has 4 exons. Gene Ontology annotation, biological process: translation. The coding region runs from base 1 to 483 and encodes 160 amino acids.